Molecule: messenger RNA, 3462 nt
Organism: Sclerotinia trifoliorum
Lineage: Eukaryota; Fungi; Ascomycota; Leotiomycetes; Helotiales; Sclerotiniaceae
Source: the annotation of a GenBank genome assembly
AACUACUGCCAGUAAUCAUUCCACAUAAGCACAACGUUUCAGAGUAUGUUAAUGUGGAAAAGUAGGGUGAUAUUUACGUGCAAAAUUAAGAGACGAUGGGAUAUUCCUAGAUAUCUUGAUUCAACUGGAGAUCAUCAUAACUUGCCAAGCCACGCCAAUAUGAGAUAUAAUCUUCCAAAGAUAUAAUAUAUUUGAGUGACGUAGGGUAGUACAAGCAUAGACUCGAUGUUUUGAUAGGGUUGGGAUAAUCAAAGACUUACGACGGCACAGUAUAUUGACGUGGGAUAUAGGCUGACGGGAGUUUUUCCAGGGUUGCAUAUGUCGCCGAUCGGAUUUGUCACUCGACAAUAUUCAUGACAAGCAAAAACAAAUACACAGUUGAAUUUCAGUGCGUAAUUCAGUAGGGUCACUUGGGCAGAGAUGAUGGCAUAAUGUAGCAUUCCAUUGCGCAUAAAUAGGUCCUGACAAUAAGCUCAUAUAAUAUUACCCUCCUUGUCCCAGGCAGCCCCAAACUCGGGAAACCUUUAUUCAUUUGGCAUAUCCCAUGAUGGUCUGUUACUCGGUAAAACUCAUCCAUCUGGCCAUUUUGGCAACACAGUGGACAAAACUCACAAGCGCGGUUCAACUCAUCACUGUGGACACGCUACCCAGUGAUUCACUUUCUGCUAACUGCAUUGCUGCGCUUACAGCAAAUGUCAACUGCGCACGCCAAGUCAAGGGAUUCCUACCUGGAACAUACAAGUCUAUCGAAGUACUUGAAAGAGCGUGCACGAAUGACUGCUCUUUAUCACUUGCAAAAUAUCAGAAAGCUACCGAGGUAGCAUGUGGUGAUGAUGAUUCGUUUCAGAUUAGCGAAAAUCGUGAAGCUCCUGCUUCAUUCAUACCACAGAUUAUGUUCUAUAACUUCAAUAGAACAUGUAUCAAGGACGAAGGAAGGUGGUGCAACAUUGUCCACAAAGGUUUCGCCCAAAAUAAUAUGACCAAUUCAAUAGCUGAAUUGGUAUCGGACAAAGAGACUAAGCCUGUCAGCAACAAAAGUAACUCCUACCAAAACAGCAUGUGGUGGUGUAGGAAAUGAUUUAUAAAGAUCCAUUUCUAACAAGACAUUCAGAACGACAAUUGGCUGUAGAUAUUUGUGACAACUGUGUCAUCAAGCAACUACAAUUUCAAGCCGGAUCUCCCAUCAACGACGGAUUCUUGUUGCAGUCCAAGUACAGUUCUCUCACCGCGAGCUGUUCGAAAACUGGAAUGCCUCUUGGCACUUCGACGACUCCAUUUCCAGUGCAGUGAGUUCUCUCAAUUACGACUAACAUAUCGGACCUGUCUGACUAACAUGCUUAUAGAUCAAUGCCAACAAAUCCAGCAGGAAAUUGUACCGGUCAUUGGUAUACUCUAAAGGCAGGCGAUACGUGCCGGUCUAUUUCUAAGUCUCAGGGUGUAGGUACUGCCUGGCUAUUGUACGACAAUAACCUCGCUGCUUUUUGCGCUGGAUUUCCCACAAGCGGUACGCUUUGCAUCCAGAAUAGAUGCUCUGUUUACACGGUGGAGGUAAAUGACACUUGUCUUGGCAUUGCCGGUGCUAGAAAUCUUAGUCAGGUUCAGGUGAAUACAUGUAAGUUAUUCUAUAAUCGACGCUUCUAUCCAGCAGGAUAAAGGGCAGCAAUCUGAUUUCCGGUUUCCUUAGGGAAUCCUAUACUCGGUGAUUUGUGCCGCUCCAUCAAUCUUUCUGUUGGCGAUUCGAUUUGCGUCUCUCCUCCCGGGCAACCUGACUACACAGUUCCGACCAUGACUACUCCUCCAACAUCGGGACCAUCUACCACAGCUGUGCCUGUCCCAACACCACUAGCACCAGGUACAACGGAUUAUUGUGCACAAUACCACCUGACUGAAAAGGGUGAAUACUGCAACUUGUUGGUCAUCAAGUUCAGUAUAGCACUGGAAGAUUUCCUGUUUCUGAAUCAACACAUUAAUGCCAAGUAAGCCGUGCGAAAUCUUGCACAUAGAAUCAUCUGACAGGUCAUCAUUAUGGUAGCUGCACAAAUUUGUGGGCGGAUACAUACUAUUGCGUUAAGCCAGUAGGUUCAGUAGACCUGUACCCGUCACAUUCCAACUAUGUUCCCACCACAGCAACUUACCCGACUAUUCCCUUUGACAGUCUUCCCAAGGCGACUUUUACAGCGCCUACAAUUACGGGGCUACCGGAAGUUUUGCCUUUAGCAAAAGGUACACGAGCAGACUGCUAUGUGUAUGCAAAUGCAGACUCGCUUAAGUUGACAUUUGAUCUUGCGUCGACCUUCUUCACCUCGGUUUGUGAUGCAAUUGCCAAGGGCUGGUAUAUAAGCCUAGAGGAAUUGGCUAACUGGUGAGGUAUCUUCGUGCUUGAUUCUAUGUAUUUUUUCUGAUGUUGACUCCUCCUCUCCUUAAAAUAUAGGAACCCGUCACUACAAGUCAACUCAACAGACUGUGCCCCCCAAGCUGGCCAAAGAUAUUGUAUGGCGCAAUGGAACGGUGCCAGUUUCACCCAGACUAAGACCAUUACGACAAGUACACCACUUCCCAUCAGGGUAAGUUAGUAUUUUACCCGUCCAUGUCAGACUUUCCAAGACGGCUUUUAAUUGAUAGUACCGCUUCCAGGAUGGCGCGACUUCAGACUGUAAGGAUUAUUCGAGCGUCAUCGCUGGAAUCACUUGUCAGAAUAUACUCGAUCGGAAUGCUAUUACCAUUGAGCAAUUUUACGCAUGGUAAGAACAAACACCAUUCCGUCGAAGAGACAUUAGUGAAAGAAGCCUGACUUGAAAUGUAGGAAUCCUGCCGUAGGGCCGCAGUGCGGAAAUCUCUGGUCGGGUGAGACACACAUUCCUGGAAGAAAUCAUGACUGCAAAGGAAGACUGAUCGAUAUAGGGUACCGAUAUUGCAUCCGCAUCGAUGAUGUUCCUGUUGACCCAGAGGAAUCAACUAGCAGUAGUAUUACCACAAGCAAAUCAAUCAGUACAAGUGAGUGACAAAGUAGUAGAACUUACCUCAAGGGAAAAUUUCCGCUCACUAACAUGCAUGAUUGCUGUCCAGCCUCGUCGGCAACUUCCAGUGCAUCAAGCUCGAGGGCGACCGCACCGGCUCCUACGCAAGAUGGCAUAGCGCCAACCUGUAAUAAAUGGCAUAUAGGUGAUGAAUUCCUCUCACCAGUUGUUUUGCUUGGAGAAUAUUGAAACUAAUCGUGCGUGUCUGUUCAGCUGGAGACGACCUGUUUUGCUACGACAUCUCACUCAAAUAUGGCAUUACGCUGGAACAAUUUUUCGCAUGGUAAAUUGUUUCCUCAUUGAUUAUAAUCAAGCCUGUGCUAAAGUGUAAAAUAUAGGAACCCAGCUGUGAGCACGGAUUGUGGUACUGGAUUCUGGGGUGGAUAUGCAUAUUGUGUUGGGCUUUUUUCGUGAUAUUUAUCAGUUAAAAUGUAUGAACGUUGAU